Molecule: messenger RNA, 2228 nt
Organism: Monodelphis domestica (gray short-tailed opossum)
Lineage: Eukaryota; Metazoa; Chordata; Mammalia; Didelphimorphia; Didelphidae
Gene: THOC1
Product: THO complex subunit 1
Biological process (GO): mRNA export from nucleus; signal transduction
Cellular component (GO): THO complex part of transcription export complex
Molecular function (GO): protein binding
Source: RefSeq, a predicted model, not a curated record
GGUUGCUCUAGCCGCGCAAAGGAGGGAUCUGGAUGCCCCAGACCUUGCGUCAUCAGGGGGCGCCACGGCGCGUUAGCGGGCACGCGCAAGCGAGAAGAUGUCUCCGUCGCCGCCUCUCUUCAGUUUGCCCGAAGCGCGGACCCGGUUUACGAAUUCUACCAGAGACGCCUUGAUCAACAAAAAUAUCAAGCCAUUAUUGAGCACCUUCAGCCAAUUAGCUGGCAGUGAAAAUGAGAAAAAAUGUACCCUUGAUCAAGCUUUCAGAGUUAUUCUAGAAGAGGAAAUUAAAUUGCUGAGUAUUCAAAAUAUAACCCGUGCAUCAUGUGAAAAUGUUUUGGCUAUUAUUUCUCUUGCUAUUGGGGGAGUCACUGAAGGUAUAUGUACAGCAUCUACACCUUUUGUACUGUUGGGAGAUGUUUUGGAUUGUCUUCCUUUGGAUCAAUGUGACACAAUCUUCACCUUUGUGGAGAAAAAUGUUGCCACUUGGAAAUCAAAUACAUUCUAUUCUGCUGGAAAAAACUAUUUGUUGCGCAUGUGCAAUGAUCUCCUAAGAAGAUUAUCAAAGUCCCAGAAUACUGUGUUCUGUGGAAGAAUUCAGCUUUUCUUGGCCAGACUUUUUCCUUUGUCAGAGAAAUCAGGCCUUAACUUACAAAGUCAGUUUAAUCUUGAAAAUGUCACCGUUUUCAACACCAAUGAGCAAGAGAGCACGUUGGGUCAGAAGCAUAUUGAGGAUAGAGAUGAAGGAAUGGAAGUAGAGGAAGGAGAAAUGGGAGAUGAUGAAGCUCCAACAAGUUGCUCCAUUCCAAUUGAUUACAACCUGUAUAGAAAAUUCUGGUCCCUUCAAGAUUACUUCAGAAAUCCUGUGCAGUGCUAUGAGAAGAUUUCAUGGAAAACUUUUCUCAAGUAUUCUGAAGAGGUUUUAGCUGUUUUUAAAAGUUAUAAACUGGAUGAUACUCAGGCCUCAAGAAAGAAGUUAGAAGAAUUGAAAACAGGAGGAGAACAUGUAUAUUUUGCAAAAUUCUUAACAAGUGAAAAGCUUAUGGAUUUACAGCUGAGUGAUAGUAAUUUUCGGCGUCAUAUCCUUCUGCAGUAUCUCAUUUUAUUUCAGUACCUCAAGGGACAAGUGAAAUUCAAAAGUUCAAACUAUGUUCUAACUGAUGAGCAAUCCCUCUGGAUUGAAGAUACUACAAAAUCAGUCUAUCAACUACUAUCUGAAAACCCCCCUGAUGGAGAGAGAUUUUCAAAAAUGGUAGAGCAUAUAUUAAACACUGAAGAAAAUUGGAACUCAUGGAAAAAUGAAGGCUGUCCAAGUUUUGUGAAAGAAAGUGUGCGUUCUAUUUGCCGUAGACCAUCAGACUCCAAGCCUACAAGAGUUGUAAGAAAGAGAACAGCACCAGAGGAUUUCCUGGGAAAAGGACCCAACAAAAAAAUUCUGAUGGGAAAUGAGGAACUAACAAGACUUUGGAAUCUCUGUCCUGAUAAUAUGGAAGCUUGUAAAUCAGAGUCCAGAGAAUACAUGCCAACUUUAGAAGAAUUUUUUGAAGAGGCCAUUGAGCAGGCAGACCCAGAAAAUAUGGUUGAAAAUGAAUAUAAGGCUGUGAACAAUUCCAAUUAUGGCUGGAGAGCCCUAAGACUGUUGGCACGUCGCAGCCCCCACUUCUUCCAACCAACCAACCAGCAGUUUAAAAGUUUACCAGAAUAUCUAGAAAACAUGGUUAUAAAACUAGCCAAGGAGUUACCACCUCCUUCGGAAGAAAUAAAAACAGGUGAAGAUGAAGAUGAGGAAGAUAAUGAUGCUUUACUGAAGGAAAAUAAUGAGAGUCCUGAUGUCCGGCUCGACAAACCUGUAACAGGGGACCAAAUAGAACUAUUUGCUAACAAGCUGGGAGAACAGUGGAAAAUCCUGGCUCCAUACUUGGAAAUGAAAGACUCUGAUAUAAAACAGAUCGAGUCUGACAGUGAGGAUGUGAAGAUGAGAGCCAAGCAGUUGCUGGUUGCAUGGCAGGAUCAAGAGGGGAUACAUGCAACACCUGAGAAUCUCAUUAACGCAUUAAACAAAUCCGGGUUAAGCGACCUCGCAGAAAGUCUAACUAAUGACACUGAAACAAGUAGUUAACUUAUUUCUUAUUAUAUUUUUUUAAUUAAAACUGUGAUAAGAUUUUGUUACCAAGCAGCAUUUGAUAAAGAGAUCCACUUGUUUUGGUAAACAAUAAACAUUUUUUAUAACA